AUGGCAGAAAAGCCAGAAGAUCUCAACCUACCUAAUGCUGUCAUCACUCGUUUGAUCAAAGACUCGUUACCAGAAGGUAUCGUAGUUGCCAAAGAAGCUCGUAGUGCUAUUGCCAGAGCUGCUUCAGUCUUCGUCCUUUACACAACCUCCACAGCCAAUAAUCUGGCACAAAAAAACAAGAAGAAAACUGUCAGUGCACAAGAUAUCUUUAAUGCCAUGAAGGAAAUGGAAUUUGAGAAGUUUGUUGAACCUCUCCAGGAGAGUUUAGAUUUGUAUAAGAAAUCUAUGCAGAAUAAAAAAGAACAAAACAAGGAAGCAAAGGCUAAAGCCAAAAAAGAGGAAGAGGAAAAGAAAGCAACGAAACCAGAAGAUAAGAAAGUCACUGAUGGUGAAACAGAUGCUAGUAAAUCACAAGAGAGUUCUGACGCUGGUACAACUGAAGAGGUCACCGUUAUGGACACAGAGGAUACUGUUCAAGAAGUCGCUGAAAAUGGUGUUGAGGCGUUGUGAUCUGCCCGAAAACAUUUUUGUACUGUGUCUGUGUAUUAAGAAUUUGUGUGGAUUGUAUGCCAGACUGUAAAUGUUUCUAUACAUAUAUUGAAAUUAUUUUUUUACAAGUGCAGCAGAAUUUUGAAUACCGUGUGGUGAAAAUGUUUUGGAUG
Macrobrachium nipponense is the source of this 662-nucleotide messenger RNA. It is a transcript of the gene Chrac-14, whose product is annotated as DNA polymerase epsilon subunit 3-like. Gene Ontology annotation, biological process: DNA damage response; heterochromatin formation; leading strand elongation. The record is from RefSeq and is a predicted model, not a curated record. Lineage: Eukaryota; Metazoa; Arthropoda; Malacostraca; Decapoda; Palaemonidae. Gene Ontology annotation, cellular component: CHRAC; epsilon DNA polymerase complex. Gene Ontology annotation, molecular function: chromatin DNA binding; protein heterodimerization activity.